Molecule: messenger RNA, 420 nt
Organism: Ostertagia ostertagi
Lineage: Eukaryota; Metazoa; Nematoda; Chromadorea; Rhabditida; Trichostrongylidae
Source: the annotation of a GenBank genome assembly
AUGACACUUCGUCAACAUACACGGCUAACCACAAAUUUGAAACCCGAUGGUGAAUCAUACAAGAAGAUGCGAGAAAUUGUUGGUGUUGAUCAAUUCUAUCCAACGGCGAACACUUUGAUUCAUGGUUCUCACUACCCGACUUCGGCAGCUAUGGAAAAGCUUGCUCAGGACGUUCAAGGACAGUACGUUGUUCUUCACUAUUUUUGCAUCAGCUCCGUUGCUGUUUUUCUUUUUGCUAAUGGCGUUGCUUCCAGAUCGAAACGGCGUGAACAAUUCCAUCGUCGCCGUCUGUUCGAUCCUGAUGCUCCUAUUGAUUACAUAAAUGACAAGAAUAUGAGAUUCAACAAGAAAUUGGAGAAAUUCUAUGGACAGUACACAGAAGACAUCAAGGAGGAUCUCGAACGUGGUACUGCAGUUUGA